Molecule: messenger RNA, 1709 nt
Organism: Ruditapes philippinarum (Manila clam)
Lineage: Eukaryota; Metazoa; Mollusca; Bivalvia; Venerida; Veneridae
Exons: 3
Coding region: 212-1024 (270 amino acids)
Cellular component (GO): membrane
Source: RefSeq, a predicted model, not a curated record
UUGCUAUGCAUCAAUAAAUUUGCAAAAAAAAGAGGAAACAAAUAAAUUGUUAAGAUUUUAAGCGAAUCACGUGUCUCAUUGAUCGUGUAACAUAAGGGUAACAGCUUGUAAAUCUUAAAAGUAAGGUUUUACUCUAUAUGUGCAGUUAGAUAUUUUGAUAUUUUCGGGUAAUGUUAAUUACGAUAUUUUAUUCAAUACAGUCAGCGUCAACAUGAUAGCAAGGAAUAGUGGAUGUACUGUUUCUUCAAAAAGCCUAAAACUUGGUUCUUUGUUACUAUUUGGUGGAUUUAUAAUUCAUGUUGUUGGAUUUUCGAUCGCGAAAUGGGCGUCUCUGAAUAUGUCCCAUUCUAGUACCAUACUCAGCGUACAAACGUCUUACCAUGUUGGAUUAUGGGAACUUUGUGUCUGUGUAAAGAUAAUCUUGGAACAAUGCGCAUGUAUAAAGAGAGACGGAGAUCAAGCAUGGUUCAAAGCAGUACAAGCCAUGGAGACUUUGGGUCUAAUUGGAUUGGCUUUUACUGGAAUCAUUUGUUUGAUUCUUGUAUGUUGGAGACAAACAAAGGCAUUGAAGAAAUUGAAUAUUUUCUCGAUUUUAUGUUCAAGUGUUUUCAUUAUCAUCGGAUUAAUUAUUUUUGGAGUUGAAAAAGCAAAUGACUUUAAUGCCUUGGUUGAAAUUAUCGGCACAAAAGACACAAUAGAGGCAGAUGGAAAACUUGGCACGUCCUUCUUCUUAUGCGCUGGUGCCGCCGGAAUAUCCUUUCUUGCAUGUUUGCCUCUAUUCUUGAUUGACCUGAAAACUCAAAUACCAGAGUCUUCAAAUAUGCAACAACAAGGUCAUGUCAAUUAUGUAUCACCGCAUCAGGUACAUGUUAUACCGAAUGUUUCAGGUCAGCAACCACAGAGAAAUUCUGUGCCAGCAUACGGACCUUACAGUGUGCCUCCACCGUACACACCACAAGCGUCCUGGGGAUAUAACACGACUAGUCCUCCGCCACAGCCAGAUGGUAAACAUUACAAAGGAUAGAAAAGAUACGGAACAGUUAGACUGAAUGUGAACAAUGUGAAAUUCAUGACAUAACAUAUGCACACUCUAGCUAAUAUUUACCCAGAUUAUUUUUUCUGCACUGGUUUAACAUUAUACAGUGUUAGCCUUGUCAAAUUUUGCACUAUAUAUUCUACAGUGAAUCAGUCACAUUGAAAUGGUCCAAUUAAAAAGACCCUGUCUGCUGGCACGUUGUAAAUAUUUUCCGCUUAGAGAAAUCUGCUGUGUUGAUUAAGCGAAAGAACCCUUAUAUUCUUUCAGUAUAUGAAUUAUUUUCAUCUUCAACAAAUACCACUUGUUAGGCGAACAUCAGUGCAUUUUAAUGUACAUUUGUAAUUGUAAAUAUAUUUAAAAAUUGCAGUUUUGAUUAUUUUCUGGCUCGAAACGUACUAGUACAAAGACGAGAUUGAUGUUUAUGUUCACUGUAUUCAGUCCCAUAUCCGCGACAUUCUAGCACCAUAUUUGAAUAAAAUCACCAUUUCAUCCAUCUUAGCACAGUAACUCCAACAUUAUGUACGUAUUUGUUUGUGAUUUGGAAGGACCCAUCUUACACACAUAUCAAUAAUAAACUAACGAUGAAUAGUAUAAUUAUAAAGCUAUCAUGGUAAUGUCCUAUCGCCUUAUUAAAUCAGAUAAAAAUUACUGCUAACAUGACUGUUCAAGAAGU